Castor canadensis (American beaver) is the source of this 1599-nucleotide messenger RNA. Lineage: Eukaryota; Metazoa; Chordata; Mammalia; Rodentia; Castoridae. The record is from RefSeq and is a predicted model, not a curated record.
AUGGCGGCCGCGGCGGCCGAGCGGCUCUUCUCUUUGGAGCUGCUCGUGGACUGGGUGCGCCUGGAGGCCGGGCCGCCGCCGUCGCCGCGAGCCCCGAACCCCGGCCUGGCCUUCCGCUUGCUGGACUUCCCUCCACUGCUGGUCCGGCCCCCGGCUGCGCCCGCCCCGGCGUCCCUGCACGGCGCCAUCAGCUUCGGGCGCGGCAAGGCCUGCCUGUUCCGCCUGCGCCCCGCCGCCCUGCGCCGCCCGCUGCUGCGCGCCGCCCUGCUGCAGCUGCCGCCCGCGCCGCGGCUGCUGGGGACCUGCGACAUCCCGCUGGCCGCCGUCGCCCAGGGCCGGCGGGACACGUUCGCUCUGCGCGACCCGGCGGGCCAGCGCGUUGGGGUCGUGGCGCUGUUCCACCGCCUGACCGACCUUGGGGACCGCCCGGCCGCCACGCUGGGCCCCGCGCGGGGGGACCCCGGUUCCCGCGCCCUGGAUGCCCUGGAGCCCCGCCCCCGCGAUGCGGGGACGCCCGCAGCCGUACAGAGGGAUCCGGAAGAAGCACUUUCCCGCAGUAAGGCCCACUCCCAGGACGCGAGUUCUUCCCAGGACCCCAGAACCGACCCUGAUGCCGCGGGUUCGGCAUCCAGCAGGGACAGGAGUGUCAGCCCCCUCCAUCCUGAGGUUGCAGAGUGGGACUUUGCAGCCAACACGUUCUGCCCUCCUCCUCUGUAUUACACUAACUGGACCCAAGAAAAGACGCCGCCUCCUGCACGGGUUGAAAUCACCAUUGAACCUCAUAGAAAUGUUCCUGAGGAACUGGAUGGUGUUAUUCCCGAAACAAAACUUGUAAAUCCUCCAACACAUCCGAGUCUUCCAAAGCAUGAAAAUUCUGCAACACAGGAGAGACCUCCAAAGCUUGCAAAUCCUCCACAUAUUCAGGAUGUAGGAGCAGUUAAUCAGACCCCGGGCCACCCUCAAACUGAACAAAACAUGAUCAACACAAUAAGGCAGCUGCCUUUGUUAAAUGCUUUGUUAAUUGAGUUGUCCUUGUUAUACAACCAACCUGUGGCAAGCCCUACUCAUGUACACCCUCACUUAGCCUGGUUGUACAGAACUGAGGAUAAGGCACAAGAAUCUUCCACCAAAUCCACGUGUCAGUCUGGCUCUAAGAGGGAUGAGCGUUCUGUGGGAGAACAUGAAAAAACAGUGAGUUCUCAGUAUGCAAAGAGCCAAGUUGAAAACCUUAAGAAAGGUGAAUACUUUGAAAAGAACAAUGGUGGUCCCCCCAAAAAAGUUGCAAAGGGGAGGCUACUUUAUGGCUUAACAAAUACACUAAGACUACGUUUAAAGCAAACAAAUCCUGAUAUGUUGAUAGUACAUGAAAAGAGAGAACAGUACAGAAAAAUGAAAGCACACAUGUUGGGGACAAAAUUCAGGAUUUCCAUCAUGCAAAGGCAAAGUGUUAAGCUUUGCAGAACCCGUUCAGAAGUCUUAUAAAUUGCCUGCAGGUAAGCAUUUAGAUUCAGAUGGGUUGUUUGCUGAAAAUAGUGGUACCUCAUGGCCAGUUAGUGGAAUUUCUGGUGAGCCCAGUACAACUAAAACAAAAAUGAAAUG